This is a messenger RNA of Phytophthora sojae, 528 nucleotides long. RefSeq lists its product as hypothetical. The transcript has a single exon. The record is from RefSeq and is a predicted model, not a curated record. NCBI's taxonomy places the organism in Eukaryota, Oomycota, Peronosporomycetes, Peronosporales, Peronosporaceae. The coding region runs from base 1 to 528 and encodes 175 amino acids.
AUGGCGUCGACCAGAGUGUGCUGCCUGCGGAAACAGCGCAUCGUCGUCCGAGUCCUGGGGCAGGCAGCACAGGUGGAGCCCCGUUCACGAGUCGGAAGUGCGAAGCAGUUGGAUGUAGCUCAGGAGGCUCUCGAUCUCCACUUGAAUAUCGCCGACGAGCUCGUCCGGCGUGGCCAGCACCGUCCUGUAGUGCGUCGCCACUGGGCCGAAGAAGAAGUCGACCAGCGGCGGUGCCUUGGCUCGCGUACAGGCCCAGUCGAGGUGAAUUUGCCAAGCAGGUGCUGUCACGCCGCCAAGGCGAAUGGUGAUCUGCCCUUCGCCCCGAAUCUUCUCGAGCUCCACGCCCGUGGCUGCAAUUGCGUUGAGAACACUUCGGGGAGGGUUGACUCGCAACGGGGUCUCAGGGCGUUUCUUGCUUGGUCUCAACUUUAUUUGCCACCGAUGGGAAAGGUGUCGAAGCUGCGGCUUGACGUCGGAAUCUUCUUGGCGGGGGCCUUCUCCUUACCUUUCUUCGCCAUCUUCGUCUAA